AUGUCGGAUAAGUGGGUAGAUUGGAAUAAGACCACCCGGUCUAAGGACUAUCGCGGGUCUGGGUCGUUUGCGACUUUUAUGAUUAUAGGACCAACAUGCUUCUUCCUCGGAAUCCUCUUCGCCAUGUUCCCGUACGACUUCCCGCUGCUAUGGACCAAAGACCCCAUCUCGGCCGCGUACCUAGACCAGCUCGAAAUCCACCUCAAGUUCAUGCACCAGUCGCCUCCCUUAAUCGCGCGCAUCCUAAGCAUCAUGGUCGGCGUCGGCUUCCUCGGCUUCUUCAUCAAGCUGUUCCGCGCCUCCGAGUCCAACAUGCUGUUCGACGGCGCCUCCCUCGUCCUCUACCUGAUCGGCGUCGGCGUCUACGUCGCUAACAUCGUCAAGGGCCUGCGCCUCGUCAGCGCCGGCGCCUGGGAGUCCGACGACUUCGACCCGACUACCGUUGGCGUCGGCCGUCCUGGCGCCGGUGCCGGCGACCCGUUGACCGGCGGUGAGAUCAUUCUCGGGCGCGAGGAUAGUCUGAAGGUCCUGGCUGCGAGCAAUACGAUUCUGGCGCUGGUGCUUGUUGGUGUGCUGGUCCUCCAGGCGGGUCAGUGGUAUGCUGAGCGUAAGGACGACGAGGAGUACGAGAAGUACGAGAAUAUGGAGAAGACUAGCAAUGGCGGUCGUCCGUCGAGUCCGACGACUGAGAAGAGCAGCAAGAAGAAGCAAUGA
Molecule: messenger RNA, 714 nt
Organism: Daldinia childiae
Lineage: Eukaryota; Fungi; Ascomycota; Sordariomycetes; Xylariales; Hypoxylaceae
Product: Secretory component protein SHR3
Exons: 2
Coding region: 1-714 (237 amino acids)
Biological process (GO): endoplasmic reticulum to Golgi vesicle-mediated transport
Cellular component (GO): endoplasmic reticulum membrane
Source: RefSeq, a predicted model, not a curated record